Molecule: messenger RNA, 8513 nt
Organism: Prorocentrum cordatum
Lineage: Eukaryota; Dinophyceae; Prorocentrales; Prorocentraceae
Source: the annotation of a GenBank genome assembly
AUGGCGGAGUCGAGCGACGAGGAGAUCGCAGUCGACCAGGCGCGCGCGAGCGAGGUUGGGCUCGACGAUGACGGGGAGGCCAUCAGGCGGUCCCGCAUUAGUUGCGCCAACGAGUCGCUGGGUCGCGUGGCUGAUCUGCUCUCGGCGACGCGGCCAGGGAUGCGGCUGUCCGCGCGCCCUGUUCGUGGAGACGGGCUGUGCUUUUUCCGCGCUGCGGCUGUCGAACUGGGACUUCCAGGCCGCGCGGCUUGGAAGCUGUACAGAUGGACGCUGGUGAAGAUGAUGAGGCAGCGGAACCGGCAAUUGUUCGAGGCGCUGCAGCUGGACGAGUACGCCGUGGAGAGGAGGGCCCGCCUGCAGAAGGAGUUGCCAGCGCAGGUGGCCAGUGGCGUCGCGUGGGGCAGUCUCCCCAACUGGAAGGUGUUCUACGUGGACAUAUGCAUGGGCCUCCAUUCGGAGGACGUGUCGGCAACGCGCCGAUAUGCAGACGCUGUUGUGAUCACGCACUUCCUGGAGGCUUGUGGCGCUCUCGCUCUGUACGUGCCAUUCAACGCGUGGAGCCAGGCGGCCAUCUUCCCGGACCAGGGGUUGCUGCAGGGACGUGCGCAAAUCCCAGUGCUCGAUUUUGCUUUUGUCCACUAUGACGUCGACGGGUAUUCACACUACGAUGCGGUGGACGUGGCGACGCGUCCGGGCGCUUGCAGUUCACUGAGAGGGAGUGCGGCGGGCGCGAGUUCCGGCAGCAACGCGCGCCCGCAGGCCGCCGACGGGGCGCGGCUGCCGCGCGCCGCGUCAGGGCGUCUCCGACCGCAGGGCGAACGCGAAGAGCAUGCCGCUGCAGCCGCGGAGGCCCCCGAGUCUGACUCCGACGCCGACCGGGAGUCAUCGCCCUCAGAGCCGGCGUCGGACUCCAAUUCCGAGCUGUCGGAGGCCCCUGCCGGGUCAGAGCAGUCCGACGUUGACCACUUGGCCUGCGGCGCCGACGUGGCGCACACGACGCUGGACGUCGCCCACGAAGCAGCUCGGGCUUUCUCUGCAUUUCUCCGGCAGGACCCGACGCUUCCUCCGCCGUUCGACCCGUCGGACGCCGCAGACAACAUCCAGGAGGUAAUGGACGGAUUGCAGUGGCCGAUCUGCAACUGCGCCGUUCGGCAGUGCCGCUGGACCGGGGAGACGGAAGGGGAUUUGCGGCGCCACGUAAUCAGCUGCCACCAGGCCUGCCUCCCAGCAGCGUGGAGGCAGGGGUGGAACAAGAGACUCGCUGACAGCGCCGACGAUGUCGGCGUCCAUGCCGAGGUGCUGGAGGAGCAGGAAGCGUGGAUCUGGUCCAUCUACUGCCAGGCGGUGGAGGUCCGGGCGCGCACUGGCAUGCCAGCUCUCGGCAUUUGCAGAGACCGGCGGGCAAUUCGCACCAUGAGGCAAGUGGCGAACGAUGCUUGUUUGUCGUCGCUGGUGUGCUUCUGCUGCGGUCAGAUCUACACGAGUGUCGAGGACCCCGAGUCCGCUGGAGUCAGUGAGAUUGGAUGGACGCCACUGCGCGGGCUCUUGCGCAGUUGUCCGCGUGAGCUCCUGGAGUACGCCUUCGGCUUGGACGCGUUCCUGGCGCACUUCCCGCACCCUGCUCCGGACCACCGCGGGACGCGGUCGCACCACUAUCCGACGCAGACAACCGCGUCUUCGCCGUGGGUGCGAACGGUGCGGUGGAAUGGUCCGAACGGAAGCCAGAACUCCAUGCGCUUCCUGUGCUGCCCGGAAGACGUGGUGUGCGACCGUCAGCAUGGAGUUGUUGAUGAGCUGUGCGAGUCGUGCCGCGUACCUCUGUGCUGGCAGUGCCGCGGCAUUUUCGCGAAGACGCGAACGGUGCGGGAGCGAAUCCCGCGUCCCGCCAUCGCCAACGACAAUUUUGUCGGGUUCGUGUCGGCAUGGUGGGAGAAGCACAAGCCCCGGUGGAUCGAGAUGGCCGCGGCCACGCCAGUGUGGACGAGUUUGAUGGCGUUCUACGUCGAGGGCGAUAAGGGCCACCUCAUGAACAAUCAGGCCAUGCAUCCGCACAGUCGGUACGCUGUCCGCGGUAAUCUGGCCAGCUUCCUGGUGCAUUGGGACGACGUCCUGGAGCGCCUGCUCGCCAUCACGGAGAGUUCCAGUGCUGCUGCGGCGCUGCCCCACGACGGCGAGACGCUGGCCCACUUGGUUCGCUUCGAGUUCCGGAUGAAAGACAAGGACAUGUCGAAGCAUCUGAAGCGCAUGCGCCUCCGCGCUCAUGUGGUGCUGCAGCUCGGCUGGGAGCUCAUCGACCGCGGCCACCCCGCUUUUUGUAGAGAUGCUGCUGGCAAUCCCAUCGCAAUCGCCGCUGCCAAGGAGGCGUUUGAAAGGCGCGUGAAGCAGUGCUACCCGUGGCUCGGCACCCCCGAGGACACCGACGGGAAGGUCCCGCCAGCCGUGGACCGGGCGACGGUGGUGGCGGAUCCGUCCAGGAGCAGUGUGCAGGAUAACAAGCACGCGACUCCGGCGCUGGCCAGCACUGACGUCGCCUCUGUUUUCGACGAUGCCAGACCGACCGCCUGCGCGCCCACAGAUGCGACGUCCCGGUCUUGGCGCAACGGUGCCGAUGCCGCACAUCGGCGCCGCGCGGUGGGGCGGCCCGAGGAAGUGCAAAACCGGCCGUCCAUCAGCAUGGGGAUGUGGCUUGCAGGCAUGAGUCGCCGAGUGGAACACCAGAUCCGAUCGGACUGGCUCUUCAUCCCAGGCAUGCGCAAUGUCCACUUCCGCUUUUUGGGCAUCACCGCGAGGUUGGGGAGCAAAGUCAGGAAGUACAAGGACGAAGACGGAUCCGCUUUCACGGAGCGCCUGACCACGGCUGUCCGCGGGUUGCACGACCUGUUGGCGAAGGGGUACUACGGGCCGAACAGGCGGCCAAUUGCUGGCAACUUGACGGUGCUGCACAUGGCGCAUGGCCUGGACACAACCCAGAAACAGAUCGUGCACAACAUGCGCUCUGUGACGAGCAGCCUUGCAGGCACCCAGGAGCUGCGUCGCAGGAUGGGCCACGUAUUCCAGUCUGGCGCGAUUGGAUACGGGCACGGGCUUUUCAUCACCAUCUCGCCAAAUGAGAAGCAGUCCUGCUUGGUGAUGCGUCUACACAGAGCACGCCAGGGCGACCCGCUGCUGCGCGCGGGGUGCACAGACGACGCACGGAAUGCCAUGAGGAAACGAUUGGCGUCACGGGAGUGGCCGUCAUUGUCGGAGAGCGCCGACGCGGAGCUCCCCGAUUUCGAUUUGCGUCUGUGCGAAGUGGCCAAUGAUCCUCUCUCGGUCGUUCAGGGCUUCCGCGUCGCCGUGAACGUGAUCUUGGGCCGCCUCCUGGGUCUGCGGUUGUGCGCCGAGUGCGGCGUCGCGCGAAGAUAUCGUAGGCAGCCCCGGUGCUGUUGCUGCACGGACAAGUUCGGCUCCAACUCGCGCCCCAUGGGCGGGAUUUUCGGGGUUGCUGCAGCUUUGCUUGGCGCCGUCGAGAACCAGCACCUAGGCACGCUCCACUUCCACGGGUUCGUGUACCUCGCGAACAUGUUCCAGCACGCACCCUUGACUGAGAUCGCGAGGACAAUUCGGGAGUCCCCUGGCUUGGCGGACGCGGUGAAGGAGUGGCACGCGUGGGUCCACAGGGAAGAGCACUGGGCCCCCGAGGAGCACCGGGAGAGCCUACCGUCGCUGGAGUCUGAGUGGCGGCAGAAUCACCGCGCAUCGGAGCACGUAGGUCUGUGUCGGUGGCCCGCGUAUGUGGACCAUGCCGAGCCGAAGACGAAGUGGGACGAGGGGUGCGAUGCCGUUGCCUGCGACGCCGACGCGGCCACCUUCAAGCAGGCUUACGAGGCAGAUGCGCAGAUGAUCUUCUCGAAGGUCCAGCAUCACCACCAUCCCAACGGGAAGCCGCUCACACACUGCAUCAAGAAAGGCUGCAAACACGGCGACAAGUGCAAGCACGGCUUCCCGAAGACCAUGCUCAUGGCGGCCCCAGAUGGACCGAGAUUCCGCGUUGUGUGCCCUCAGGUGGCCAGGGAAGUCGGGCUUAAAGUGAACGGGCCGAGGAAUGCGUUGGGCGAGAUCGCGGGGCCUCGGAACGACGAUUUCCUGAGCGGGACUUGUCCAGCAUUGGCGGUGGCAUUUCGGAGCAACACGCACACGGCGCCGAACAACCGGCUCCCGCUGAUCACAGGCAUUACUCACGACCCGAACUGCCUGUGUCGACACGGCUCCAGAGAAGACACAGAAGAAGGGCACCUUCGACGCAUCGCAUUCGCGGUGCAGCGGUCCAUGUCGAACUCCUCGCGGUACAUCGGCGGGUACAUUUCCAAGGUGCAGCGCGUCGGGAAGAAGGCGCGGGAACUGGCGAAGACCUGCCUGUCCACGCUGGCCGAGCGACUCCAUGGGAAGUCCGAGAUGCAGCAGACGCUCAACACUGUGCACCGCUGCAUCGGGGACUGGGAGGCCAAGGGCGUGGCGCGGACGAUCUUCGAGGAGGUGAACUUGGCGCACUUCGCGGACAGGCCGAACCCGCUCGCAGCGGAGUGCAUCACGUCGUGCCCUGUCGCCGACUUCUACGCGGGCUGCUUCCUCCAGAUCGUGGCCGACGAGACUCGGGCGGGGCGCGCGACGGCGCGGCGCCAGAAGAGGUCCGUGGUGUUCACGGACGCAGGCGAGGUGGCCACUCCGCCGGACGCGACGGCGCGAGCGUACGCCUACCGACCCAAUCAUGCCGAGUUGAAGACUUUGAGCCCGUACGAGUUCGUCCGCUUGUUCGAGGUGGUACCAACGUACCCGCCACCAAGAGAUGCUUCGAAGCCAUCGACGGGCCCGACGGAGUGGAAGGCGAAUUCGCCGCCGGCCGCGGCUGAUGGGCCUCCACGGCCUGGGGUCCAUUAUGUCGUGAAGCCACCCGCGGAGGGAUGCAGGUACUUUGCGCUCGAAGAAGACCCAGACGACAUGGAGUUCGCGCACAUGUACGUGAUUGUACCCCGGGGCGUCCCCGCGCUACCCGUCUUCAUCGGGUCCGUCAUGCCUCAGCCCGAAAUGACGCCUGAGCGCCGCAGCGCCAUUUUGUCUGCGUACUUCCGACCAUGGACAUUGGUGUGCAAGUACGGAUCUUCUCGGGGGCCUGUUCCGCUAGCGAAGAAUCUGAACUUGCCGCCCAAGCGCCAGCGCUGUGGGAGGGGCGCGCCGAGCUUCCGAGUAGCCCUCAAGCACUACCUUCGCGGCCACAUCGUCUCGCCGUCCAACCGCAUCCUGUGGGCGAACGUGCUCCGCACCAUGACGACGAUGCCGGAGAACGCCGACGAGGGCGAGGACGACCAGGACUCGAAGCCGGUGGAGGCGCUACCCGAGAACGCGUUUCCGGUCCUCAGCCCCAGCAGCAUCAUGGCAGAGUUACGGCGAGUAGACCGAGACGCCGGGGCAGAUGCCGCUGGCGAGGACAUUGGGAACCUCUCCCAUUCGGUGCACAAAGCGCUGGAGCAGAGCAUGUCCUUCUGGGACCCGCCGAACAGGGCGCCCACGUUGAACUUGCCACUGCGACAGUCUGCUCUUCGGCAUUCCAGUGCAAUGCCAGCGGGGGCUCGCGGGAAUGCCCAGGAGCCACCGCGGAAGAUUGCGCGCUCCAAGAUGCGGGAGAAGCUGUACCCUGGCGACGCUGACCUGACAAGCAACAUCCAGAGCUGGCGGAGAGGACUGCAGACGCACCAGAUCACCCCCGACCCGCAGCAGAUGAGCAUCCUGGACGCCGUCGCCGACAGGUGCGUCCAGGAGGCCCGCGAGCAGGACCAGCUGCGCGGAUCGCCAUGCUCCCGGCUGUUCGUUCUCGGCCUGCCGGGUUCAGGGAAAUCGGAGGUCAUCCGGUGGCUGUGCGAGGAGGGCGUGGGGCUGUUCCCCACGUGCAUGGGAUGGGAACACGAGGUGCACUUCAUCAAGACCGCCCCCAUGAAUUCCAUGGCGAGCAACAUCGGUGGGCGAACCAUCCACAACUUCAGCAAGCUCGGAAUCGACCUCAUCACGGGAGUCCAGUCCGGCGGGAAGAAGGACCCGGAGUUGUCGGAGAACAUGCUGCACACGAAAAUCCAGCACAUGCGCUGGCUCAUCAUCGACGAGGUGGAGAACGUUUCGGUGGAGUUGCUGGACGCCGUGCACAGGCAGGUGAAGGACUCGACGAGGGACAAGGGAAACCCCUGGGCCGUGGACGCACGCGUUCCAAAACAGUUCGCCAUGUUCGGAGGGCUCAACCUGGUGCUGCUCGGGGACUUAUGGCAGAUACCGCCCGUCAGGAGUCUCAGUAUUGCCGCCAACCCAUUUGUCAAGAGACCCGCCAACGUCGGCCGCAUACUGGAGAUGUUCUGGACAGAGGGCUUGCCGCACUCGGUGACUAACCGCUACGCCCUGGCCCAGUCGCACCGCUGCUCAGACGUGUGGUGGAGAAGCUUUCUCGCCGAAGCGCGCGCUGGGAAUCUGUCGGACAGGAUGUACGAUUUCGUCCACGGCUUCCCCACUGAUGUGCCCGGCUCCUGGAUGCCCGCAAGCCCCGGCAGCGCCGAGGCCUCGACGGGGCACUUCGGCCGCGGGAAGGCGAAGUGCCGCGCGCUCUGGUCAGUUGAGUGGCCACGGAUGUUCGGAGCAGGUCGGGCCUGGGAGGACAUGAAAUCCCUGGAGUGCGCUGAGUGCAGCGCGGAACGCCAUCGGCGCUGCCGCGUCGCCUCUCAGAGCGAUGCCAGACAGCGGGAGGUGAGCACGGCGUUCGCGGACGCGCUGUUCGUGCACCCGUACAACGCCCCGAAGAGCAGGAUUCUGACGCUGCGAGCGGCGAAUGCGGCAGCCAAUGCUGGGAAGCAGCUCCUCUGGGUGGUGGCGCGCGAUGUCCCCCUCACUCGGGACGACGCAUGCAGGUCGACGGAGUCGCUCUCCCACGCCAGGCAGAACUGGCUCAUGUACCCCGAGAACAAGACUGGCGGAGUUCCGGGUGUGCUGCCGAUCUUCGAGGGGAUGCGGGCGCGGUUCACCACCACGGAGAAUGCGGAGGCGGGAGCCUGCAAGCACUCCUGGGGUACCGUGACGGGCUGGGUCCUCCACCCCGACGACUCGAAGUUGGUGAAAGACCACAGGUCCGAGCCGGAGCUGGUCCUGCAGCACGUGCCCGAGGCGAUCAUGGUGCAAAUUCCCGGGAACACGGCGCCCCGCUUUGGGAAUCAGCCCGCGGGCGUCUUCCCCGUGAAGCAGAGGGAGGUGUCCUGGGAUCGCAGUCCCGGCUUCAAGGCCAUGGUGAAGCGCGCGGGGUUCCCGCUGGUCCCGCACUUCGCCGCCGCGGCCCACUGCGUCACCGGCGCCGCGCUGCCGCAGGCCAUUAUCGACCUCCUGGACGCGCGCACGACGCCCCGCGCAGCCAUGGUCCCCACGGGCUACGUGGCCAUCAGCCGCACCAGGAGGGCUGACGAUCUGAUCAUCACGCAGCCUUUUUCGCCCAUGCUUUUCCGCCAGGGGCAUCAGACGGGCCCAUGGCUCUUGCACUCCCUGACAGCCGGGGAGAUGACGACGGAGCAGGCGGAAGCCGGCUGGGCCAAGGCAGAGAAGGAAGCCGCGUCCAGGUCGUCCAAGAAGUUGGUGGACGUCACUUUCCAGUGCGCCGACUGCCACCAGCGGAAGAGAGCGGGCAACUUCCCAGGACGUGGCAUGAGAGCGAGCGACCCCGUGGAGCACGCCGUGGCAGUCCUGAGCCAGGGCGCGUGGAGGAGGUGCGCCCUCUGCGCGCAGAAGCAGGCCGGAAAGGAUGUGCAGAGGCCUGCCCCUCUGCCCGGCGAGCUCCGUUGCUUUGAAUGCGGCAAAGCCAGGCGCGUCUCGGAGUACGACAAGAAGAUGUUGGAGCAGUUGCGCUCAGAUGACGCCCUCGAGAGAGCGGUAUGCCUGGCGUGUCGCCCCGCGCAACUGCACCGGCCGCCGUCGAGGACAGGUGCGCUGUACACGUGCUUCCAGUGCGGGGGCCUGAAGGGCAUGGAGCACUUUGACCUGGGCCGGCUGAAUAUGCAUGGGGGGCCCGAGUGCGUUGUGUGCAAGGAGUGCUUCGACCUGCGCAUGCGCCCUCCUUGCGGGAAGUGCGGGGCGAGGCCAGAGAGGAAUCUGCAUUACAGCCAGAGUAAUUACCAGUGUGAGGCCUGCAGAUUCCCGAAUUGCGACGUCUGCAAGGUAGUCCCGCGGCCGCGCAGCACGAAGUAUCUGGCGGCCAACAGGCCGUCGUGGACGUGCCCGGCGUGCCCGCGGGUCGGUCAGUGCGUGGCCUGUGGCGCCCCGUCACCAGACGCGGCCAAAACUGGUCGGCGUUCUGCGAACUGGGAAGGGCCGAGGUACACGUGCGACGCGUGCCUCUGGCCGCCAUGCAGCGCGUGCAAGAAGGCGCCGCGGCCGCACGACCGCCGGUGGACAGUUCGCGUUGCCCCGGACUGGAAAUGCGCAGAUUGCGCGAAGACGCGCAAGCGAGGGAAGAG